Colletotrichum higginsianum IMI 349063 is the source of this 471-nucleotide messenger RNA. RefSeq lists its product as uncharacterized. The record is from RefSeq and is a predicted model, not a curated record. Bases 1 to 471 code for a protein of 156 amino acids. Gene Ontology annotation, cellular component: cytoplasmic dynein complex; cytoplasm. Gene Ontology annotation, biological process: microtubule-based movement. The transcript is spliced from 3 exons. NCBI's taxonomy places the organism in Eukaryota, Fungi, Ascomycota, Sordariomycetes, Glomerellales, Glomerellaceae. Gene Ontology annotation, molecular function: dynein intermediate chain binding.
AUGGCCGACACCGUCCCCCUAAAUAAAAACGUGCCCCCUCUGUCGCAGAACAACGGACACGACGCGUUGGACGAGACCCUCACGCGACUCUCCAAGAAACCCGGCGUCAAGGCGACCGUCAUCCUUGACCGAGUCACGGGCGCGAUCCUGCGAACGAGCGGCCAGCUUUCCUCCUUUAACGCUGCGACGCUGGCGACGGGGCAGGGCUCCUUCUCUGGUGAGGGCGCCGCCGGGCAGCAGCAGCAGCAGCAGCAGCAGCAGCAACAGAAUGGCGAAGAGCAGCCGCAGGGUCUGGAGGAGUUCGCAGCCAAGGUUUGGAAUUGGGUUAAUGCGUCGGGCACUCUUGUGCUGGAUCUGGACACCGAGGAUGAGCUGAAGCUUCUGAGGCUACGGACGAAGAAACAGGAACUCGUCAUUGUUCCGGACCCGAAGUACCUUCUCAUCGUGGUACAUGACACACCGCCGGCUUGA